Cloeon dipterum is the source of this 432-nucleotide messenger RNA. Its product is annotated as alkaline phosphatase 4-like. Gene Ontology annotation, biological process: dephosphorylation. The record is from RefSeq and is a predicted model, not a curated record. Gene Ontology annotation, molecular function: alkaline phosphatase activity. The transcript has 4 exons. NCBI's taxonomy places the organism in Eukaryota, Metazoa, Arthropoda, Insecta, Ephemeroptera, Baetidae. The coding region runs from base 1 to 432 and encodes 143 amino acids.
AUGGGGAGAAGUCGGGUUAUUUUCGGAGGCGGUUUGUCUCCAAUGGGCGUUACGAACUACACUGGUCCUGACGAAGAGGUUUGCAAACGCACCGACGGCCGAAACUUGGCCGACGAGUGGGUGCGCGACAAAGAGAGCGCCGGUGUCCGCGCUACGUUCGUUCGCAACAACGGAGAGCUGGCGAGGGUCACGCCCGGCGAGCACGACGCUGUCAUGGGUUUAUUUGCGACGAACCACAUGGAAUAUGACGCAGCGAGAGACCAAGGGCCGGAAGGCAGUCCAUCUUUGCUCAAUAUGACCACCACGGCGAUGCGACUGCUCCAGAAAGGCCCCAAUGGAUUUUUGCUAAUGGUCGAGGGUGGUCUAAUCGACCAAGCGCAUCACCAAAACUACGCCCAGUCAACGAAUAAAAUGGACAGAGCUGACACGUAA